Molecule: messenger RNA, 1095 nt
Organism: Pararge aegeria (speckled wood butterfly)
Lineage: Eukaryota; Metazoa; Arthropoda; Insecta; Lepidoptera; Nymphalidae
Product: homeobox protein GBX-1-like
Exons: 3
Coding region: 98-1057 (319 amino acids)
Biological process (GO): regulation of transcription by RNA polymerase II; regulation of nervous system development
Cellular component (GO): nucleus
Molecular function (GO): DNA-binding transcription factor activity, RNA polymerase II-specific; RNA polymerase II transcription regulatory region sequence-specific DNA binding
Source: RefSeq, a predicted model, not a curated record
AUCGCGCGUUCCAAAUUCGAAUUUAUUUUUUUAAUUUUAAAUUCCGUGUGUGUUUGUGGACAGUGUUACGUAUUUUUUUUUUGUUACAAAUUGUGAAAUGGAGUCCGAGUUGGAAUCGCAGAUUAAAAAAAAAGCCCCAAAACCAUUUUCAAUAGAAUCUAUUAUCGGCGACAGAAAGUCUCCCGAAAUAGACAUAGAGAACAACAUUUCGGAGAGUUCUAGACUUUCCGAGGAGGAAGAAAAUGAACGAUCAGAGGGAUUCAAUAGGAUGCGAUGUUAUUUGAAUGCACCAUUUUUGCAACAAAAUGUGAAUUUUCCUUUUUUAUUGGGCUAUCCCGAGCCGUGGUUGUCGAGGGUUUUCGGUGCUGUUCCGACACAGAUAGCGCAGGAGAAUAGAGAAGAAGAGAAGAGGGAGAGUCCUGUUAGUGUUGGGAGUGAGCUGGAGAGUGAUGGUGCGGAAGACAAUGCACAGGGUAACGAGUCGGAGCCAGACCAAGAAGACGGAGCAGACACUCCCAGAGAGAACAAGUCAAGAAGAAGACGUACAGCAUUCACAUCGGAACAACUGCUUGAAUUGGAGAGGGAGUUCCACGCUAAAAAGUACCUCAGCCUCACAGAGCGAUCUCAAAUAGCCUCCGCCCUCAAAUUGAGCGAAGUACAGGUUAAAAUAUGGUUCCAAAAUCGCAGAGCGAAAUGGAAACGUGUGAAAGCGGGACUGGCUUCCGGAAGUCAUUCAAGUGGGAAGAACACCGGCACCAAAAUCGUCGUACCAAUACCCGUUCACGUCAACCGAUUCGCAGUCAGAACACAACACCACCAAAUGGAAAAACAAAAUCUACAAUACCGACUUGAUAGAACACAACCCUUACCCGGUAGUCUGUUACAGUCCCAGACAUCAGCAUUCCUCUCCGCCUCGAAAACCGAUAAUCGACAAGAACCUGUAAAUCUUAAUCCGCUCAGUCGCAGCAGUAUUUACGACGCGUCGAGGUUAAUGUCACCGGCAGUCAAUUUGAGACAUUAUGCGAACCAAAAUAUUCAAAAUGCGAGGCACAGUUAGUUUUAAAGUAGUUGUAAGUAUGUAAGUAUUUAAGUAAU